GGGUCCAUUUCCACAGAUUGCUGUCCAGACCAACUGGACUGCCUGGGAAAGGCGACGAGAAGGUCAAGACCUUCCUCCCAGCGACGGCUUCUGCCUGGGACGGUUCUGACAGGUGCUCAUCACCCCGCUGGGAGAACACCGCCGGGCUGCUUGUGCUGCCGGUGGCUGGGAACAACAUUGGGCUCCGGGUUUCGUGGAGAAGGAACAUAGUUAAGACACUGGUAUUGUCCUCAGGAUGGCCGCCAGCUACCCUGGACAGGAUCGGGUGGUUGCCCUGGUGGACAUGGACUGCUUUUUUGUCCAAGUGGAGCAACGACAAAACCCUCACUUAAGGAAUAAGCCUUGUGCAGUUGUGCAGUACAAAUCAUGGAAGGGUGGGGGAAUAAUUGCAGUGAGUUAUGAAGCUCGUGCUUACGGGGUCACCAGAAACAUGUGGGCAGAUGAUGCGAAGAAGUUGUGUCCCGAUCUUCUGCUGGCACAAGUUCGUGAGUCCCGGGGGAAAGCUAACCUCACCAAGUACCGGGAAGCCAGUGUUGAAGUGAUGGAAGUAAUGUCUCGUUUUGCUGUGAUUGAACGUGCCAGCAUCGAUGAGGCUUAUGUAGAUCUGACCAGUGCUGUACGAGAGAGACUACAAAAUCUAGAAGGUCAGCCUAUCUCAGCAGACUUGCUGCCAACCACCUACAUUGAAGGGUUUCCCCAUGGCCCUACAACAGCAGAAGGGACUGUUCAGAAAGAGGAAAUGCGACAAAUAGGCCUAUGUCAAUGGCUUGGCACCCUUCAGCUUGGUCACCCUGCCUCUCCAGACCUGCAGCUCACUGUGGGCGCUGUGAUUGUGGAGGAGAUGAGAGCCGCCAUAGAACGGCAGACGGGCUUCCAGUGUUCAGCGGGAAUCUCCCACAACAAGGUCCUGGCAAAACUGGCCUGUGGAUUAAACAAGCCCAACCGCCAGACACUGGUCUCCCACGGCUCGGUCCCACAGCUCUUCAGCCAAAUGCCUGUUGGCAAAAUCCGUAGCCUCGGAGGAAAGCUUGGGGCCUCUGUCAUUGAAAUCCUGGGGAUACAAUACAUGGGUGAACUGACCCAGUUCACUGAAGCCCAGCUCCAGAGUCAUUUUGGGGAGAAGAAUGGGUCUUGGCUGUAUGCCAUGUGCCGAGGUAUUGAGCAUGAUCCAGUUAAACCCAGGCAACUACCCAAAACUAUUGGCUGCAGCAAGAACUUCCCAGGGAAAACAGCACUGGCUACUCGGGAUCAGGUGCAGUGGUGGCUUUUGCAAUUAGCCCAGGAACUGGAGGAGAGACUGACCAAGGACCGGAAUGAUAACAACAGGGUGGCCACUCAUUUGGCUGUGAGCAUUCGGAUACAAGGAGACAGGCGUCUCAGCAGCCUGCGCCGCUGUUGUGCCCUCACCCACUAUGACGCACACAAGAUGAGCCAGGACGCAUUUGCUGUCAUCAGGAACUGUAACACUUCUGGGAUCCAAGCGCAGUGGUCCCCUCCCCUCACGAUGCUUUUCCUCUCGGCCUCCAAAUUCUCUGCUUCCACCCCUGGGUCUGGCACAGACAUCACCAUCUUCUUGAGCAGUGACCCAAGUUCUUUGCCAAAGGCGCCAGGUGCCAGUUCAGAAGCUAAGACGCAGGGAAGUGGCCCAUCCAUAGCAGCCACCAAGAAAGCACCCAAUUCUCUGGAAUCCUUCUUCCAAAAAGCUGCAGAGAAGCAGAAAGGCAAAGAAGCUUCUUUCUCAUCUCCGACCGCCACCACCCAGGCCCCCGUGACCAAGUCGCCAUCCAAACCCGCACUGCCUUUCCAGACCAGUCAGGCUAAGGGGAUUGAGCCCUUCUUUAAGCAAAAAAGCCUGGAAGCCCUAAAACAGAAACCAGUUAGUAACCCUUCGGUUUCCUGUUCUCCACAAAAGCCCAGCUCCAGCCCUCAAGGGUUCCCAAACCACUCUCCGACAGACUCCCCAGGCCGUGUGCAGGCUUGUGGAGAGGUGCUGAGCGCAGGACCCGCGGGCGCAGCUCCUGUGGGGACGGCUUUGGCCCUGAGCAGCUCCCACAUGCUCGCUUCCGUAACCACCCCCACGUCAGCGCUGGGUGAGGCUCAAGAGGCAGUGCCCACUCCGAGUCUCCUGGACGCUGAAGACCAAGUUUCGUGUGAGCAGUGUGGCUCCCUGGUGCCAGUGUGGGAGAUGCCGGAACACGCGGACUAUCAUUUUGCCUUAGAGUUGCAGAAAUCCUUUGUGCAGCCCCAAUCCCCACACCCCCGCAUGGUUCCUACCCUUUCUCCUCAAGGCAAAAGAAACCUCAAGAGCCCUGUGGCCUCCAGUACUAAACGGCCCAGGGCUGAGGGCAUGCAGACACUGGAAUCUUUUUUUAAACCAUUAGCCCAUUAGGGCUGCCCUAAGGUGUUCAUAUCUGUCUAUUCCCUGGGAGAUAGAAAUGUAUUCACUUCUCCAGGGAAUUCAUAACUUAAGUUUUUAAUAAGCAAAUGAAUCCAGUUAGGCGCUGAGUUACAGCUCCUAUCUUCCCAGCCAUGGAAUCCAGUCCCUUUGCCAGUAGAGACUAAGAAUCCAUCUUCCAUGGGAUUCAGAGCGGCUCUGAAUCUUUGAGCUGUCACACUUAGGGAGGCGGUGCUGCACAGUGAGAAGUGUGUGUUUCCUGGAGCCCAGGAGACCUGGUUCUACCCCUCGCUCUGCCUGUGAGCAGGCUUCUCCUCAUUUGUACAAUUAAGAAUGCUUUAUAGAUUAUUAAAGGUAGAAAGCAUGCAGUGCCUAGCUUGAAAAGUUGGCACAGAGGAGGUAUGAACUGGUAAGGGUUUUCAAGUUUCCCAUCAGCCCUGUGACGGUGCAGGUAGUACUUUGCCCCAAACUCUCUCAGAUGGAGCCCUACAGAAAUACAGUCAGCUGUUGAAGCAGACUGUGCACAUAAAAGUUACUCAAAUCCUGAAUUCGGCUCCAGUGAACCCUAGUAUAAAGAGCCCUGUUGGCACCAUGGCUAAGUGCUCGCCUGCCAACUGAAAGGUUGGGAGUUCAAAUCCAUUCAGUGGCUCAAGGGAGGAAGACCUGGCGCUCGAUUUCCAUAAAGGUUACUAUGAACCAAUGGUGACUUUACACUCGUCACCACCCCUUGACAGAGGGGACCUGCCCCUGAGGGCUUCCUAGAAGGGUCCCUUUACAAAAUCAAACCACCAGGUCUUUCUCCCAUGGUGAGCUCGAACCACCACCGACCCCUGAGCCAUUUUGCCAGCAAGCUCCUUCUCUUCCUUAAAGAUUGCAGCCCAGAAAGCCCCCAGGGGACAGUGUGCUUGAAAAUGGACCUAUGGGCACCUAACAACAAACCCUGUGUAACGGGGGCAGCAGCCUGUCGGCCCUGUCUCCUCUCAUACUUAAGCAGAAUGAGAUUGCUGCUAUUGACCCAGUUCAGAAACGUCUUCCUUGCUGAAGUGAGCUUUGAGAGUUUUAACUCCAUUUUUAAAAUUCAUUAUUGUAGCGCUUUCAACUUGUCAAAUGAUACUGAAUUCUUAAUCUCCGUUCUUACGUAUGGGAAGUCAACUUUUUUGGCUUUUCUGACAUCUCAUGGGAAACCUGAGUUGUAAAGAUAAACUGAGUAGGGUGGGGUGGGGGUAAAUAGAAAGGGAAAAUGGUAUGUACCCACACACCCCACCCCAGACAUCUACAUAAACCUGUACUUUUUGGCUUAUUUAUACAUUAGGGAGGAAUCUACAUUUAGCUUGAAGAAAGGAGAGCAGUUUGAAAAUCACUUCUUCCUCUAUGUGUUCUAUUCAUGGAAAUAAAAUCAGCGCUCUAAUAAAAAUCAGUAGUAUACAUGG
Echinops telfairi (small Madagascar hedgehog) is the source of this 3825-nucleotide messenger RNA. RefSeq names its product DNA polymerase eta (gene POLH). The transcript is spliced from 11 exons. Bases 236 to 2389 code for a protein of 717 amino acids. NCBI's taxonomy places the organism in Eukaryota, Metazoa, Chordata, Mammalia, Afrosoricida, Tenrecidae. The record is from RefSeq and is a predicted model, not a curated record. Gene Ontology annotation, biological process: error-prone translesion synthesis; response to radiation. Gene Ontology annotation, cellular component: replication fork; site of double-strand break; nucleus. Gene Ontology annotation, molecular function: DNA-directed DNA polymerase activity; damaged DNA binding.